CUUCAGCUCAAAUCACAGUCGCACACACUGCAGCAUUUAGCUCAAAAGGAUGUCUGGUGCAAAGAUUCUGCUGUUCCUGCAGAGUCUCUCACGAAGAAAGCCUCUGGAGCCUGAAGGUGAAGUGUCCAACUUCCGCCGGUGCCUGACCACCCUUGACCUCGUGGCUCUGGGGGUCGGCAGCACACUCGGCGCUGGUGUAUAUGUACUGUCAGGAGAAGUGGCAAGAACUGUGGCCGGGCCAAGCAUCAUAAUCGCUUUCCUGAUAGCGGCACUGGCGUCCGUCUUUGCAGGAUUGUGUUAUGCGGAAUUUGGAGCUCGUGUUCCCAAGACGGGCUCUGCUUAUCUCUACAGCUAUGUGACUGUGGGAGAGAUAUGGGCUUUCAUCACUGGCUGGAACCUGUUGCUGUCUUACGUCAUAGGGACAUCGAGUGUCGCCAGAGCGUGGAGUGGUACUUUUGAUGACUUAAUUGGAAAUGUAAUUGCCAACUCCCUGGGUAAACAGGCUGCGAUGGAUUUACCUGGACUCGCUUCCUACCCAGACUUCUUUGCAGCUGGACUUAUAAUGCUCUUGGCAGGGAUUUUGGCAUUUGGUGUGAAAGAGUCAGCCAUAGUAAAUAAGAUCUUUACAGCGGUUAACGUCCUGGUGUUGCUGUUUGUUAUCCUGUCUGGCUUCAUUAAGGGGAACAUCGACAACUGGUACAUCAGUGAAGAUUCUCUCUUGAACGCAUACUUAAACCAUACAUCACUGAAUGAAACCACCAGAUAUGGCAGCGGGGGAUUUUUCCCCUUCGGUUUUGAGGGAACUUUAGCAGGAGCAGCCACUUGCUUUUAUGCCUUUGUUGGAUUUGACUGCAUUGCUACAACAGGAGAAGAAGUUCAAAACCCUCAGAAGUCGAUCCCACUUGGCAUUGUUGCAUCGCUCCUCAUCUGUUUUUUGGCCUAUUUUGGUGUGUCUGCUGCCCUGACUCUUAUGAUGCCUUACUAUUUGCUCAGUGCUCACAGCCCACUGCCUGUAGCCUUUACAUACAUUGGUUGGGGCCCUGCAAAGUAUGCAGUGGCUGUGGGAUCCCUCUGUGCACUGUCAACCAGCCUACUCGGAUCAAUGUUCCCGAUGCCCCGUGUUGUCUUUGCCAUGGCCAGGGAUGGACUUCUGUUCACACCCCUCGGCAAAGUUAGUGACAGACAAAGUCCUGUCAUAGCAACCCUGGUCUCAGGUAUUGUAGCAGCUAUCAUGGCAUUAUUGUUUGACCUGAAGGCACUGGUAGACAUGAUGUCAAUUGGAACUCUUUUUGCCUACACACUUGUUGCCAUCUGUAUUCUCUUACUGAGAUACCAAACAGAUCUCACUGAUGAAUCAGGUUUCAGCGAACCAGACCCCUUUAAAGUAAAUGAAGUAUUCUAUCCUCCUUUACAAGCCACCACACGGACAUCCAAAAUUGUCUCUGUUGUGACAGUUGUUACCAUCUUUUUAGCCAUCGUUCUCAGCCUCUUCGUUGUGGGGGCUGUAGACUCCUUGCAGGCCCUUGAGUGGUGGAGUUUACUCUGUGUCUCUGUGAUCGUGUUGAUUCUGGUCCUCAGCGUCUUGAUUAUCUGGAGACAACCCCAAAAUGUCACAAAAGCUGCUUUUAUGGUUCCUUUUGUGCCAUUGCUUCCUAUUUUCAGCACCAUUGUAAAUGUCUACCUCAUGGUUCAGCUUGGGUCAGACACAUGGAUCCGCUACACAGUGUGGAUGGCAGUAGGUUUGAUUAUCUACUUUUGUUAUGGUGUUCGGCACAGUGUGCAGAAACAAAGGCUCCUAAAAUCCCUAAAUCAAGUCAGUAUUCGGAACAUCACUACUUUAAAGCAAAAUGACGAACUUGGGCAAGACUACAAUAAUCAACCAACAACUGAUAUACAGUACUGAUGAAAGUGCGCCUAUGCAAUAUGUCAAAUAGGUUUCAUAUAUAACUAAAACAUAUGUUGCACAACUAACAGUGACAGCAUCUCUGACGUCAUGUUGUGUCUUGGUUCUGUUUCACUUCUUGAUGUUGAUAUGUCACAGUCCUGGCGUGUGUAAUGUUUUGUAAAGACGAAAGUCAUUCUCAAUGGGGAGGACUUUGUAAAGGCACCAAAAGAAAACUAUUUGGGGGUUUGAGGUAAAUGCUGUAAACAAACAUGGCUCUUACAAUGGAUAUUUGUAAUGUUUCCUAAUGCAUCCAUUAAACGCUUCAAAUUUGAAGAUUUCAAGAUUGCUCUGUUUCCAUUUUUAGUGUGUACUUCCAUAUUCAAUAAAACUAAAGGUAACUAUACUAUCACCUUCAA
Molecule: messenger RNA, 2301 nt
Organism: Solea senegalensis (Senegalese sole)
Lineage: Eukaryota; Metazoa; Chordata; Actinopteri; Pleuronectiformes; Soleidae
Product: cationic amino acid transporter 2 family protein
Exons: 12
Coding region: 50-1903 (617 amino acids)
Biological process (GO): amino acid transport; transmembrane transport
Cellular component (GO): plasma membrane
Molecular function (GO): amino acid transmembrane transporter activity
Source: RefSeq, a predicted model, not a curated record